AAUCCGAACGGCCUAGCCCACUCCAACGCGCACUCUUCUAGGCCCAUCUCACGGUCUCACCUCCUAUGUUCCUUAGCGAUCGCAACAAAACCGCACGCCCUCUCUCUAGCCCGCGCAGUCUUCAGCACGCACACCAAUCGCCCACAAGCGCUCGCAGGAGAGGUCGAAACCCUAGCUUUUGCGGCGGCGGCGAGAGAAGAUGAUCUACGACGUGAACUCCCCCCUCUUCCGUUCCUUCCUCAGCCAGAAGGGCGGCGCCGACAAGAGGAAAAUGGAGGAGCAUAAACCAAAGGAGCAGAGGCCCAAGGCUAACGAGAACAAGCCUGUGAUGAACGAAUGAAUAUCUCCAGAAGCUUUGUUCAAUGUGCAACCAAGUCCGAUGUCCGUUUGCUCUGGUCAGCUUAAAACCAACGCUUCCAAUAAUCCUAUAUUGGUGACUUAGUUUCCCCUUAUAGUGUUAUUUGCUCGGCUUGAACAUGGCAACGGAAAUGAAACUUGAACUACCUAUGGUACUGUCAUCAAUUUGAGACUCCCAUGGUUGACAACUUUUGUGCA
Messenger RNA from Zea mays, 555 nucleotides. RefSeq lists its product as uncharacterized. NCBI's taxonomy places the organism in Eukaryota, Viridiplantae, Streptophyta, Magnoliopsida, Poales, Poaceae. The record is from RefSeq and is marked validated. Bases 200 to 340 code for a protein of 46 amino acids. The transcript has 2 exons.